AUGGGUUCAGACAGUAAUCAAUUUGCUUCCACCCGCCCGCCGCCAUGUAUCCCCCUCCGACCACCAAAAUCCGCGCUCAAUUCCGAAUCUCCCUCCAAUCCUCGCCCCGCUCCCACUCCCGAUCCCCAUGGACCGCCUCUUCCGCUCCCCGGCGCGCCGACGAGAGCCUGCGCGGCAGCCCGCGCCGCUUCCUCCGCCCGGCUCCGCGACUCCAGGGUCCUCGCCCGCUCCGCCGCCGCCGCGUCGCGCUCGCUCCCGCCAACCCGUCGCCCCGCGUCGCCCGCGCCGGUGGCGGGGGACGGCGGCAUGGUGCCGCACUUCGUUGGGGCCGCCGCGAGGGGAAUGCGGUACCCGCUCCGGAAGAAGCUCGCCGCGGCCAGUAGCGUGGUGUUCCUGCCACCGCCGCGGACGGACGGGGCGGAGGUGUUCCUGGACGCGUUUGUGGCGGCGCCGUCGGACCUGGUCGCCGCGCACUGAGGGCUAAUUGCUCGGUGCUCAUCUGUUGUUUAGUGCAGACGGAUUGGAUCCUGUUUCUAGCUUCUUUGUAAGAAUUUGGAGAAAGUAAUCUCAGAUUUGUUGCUGUCAGUGUAGAUCUUUGCAUCUUUGGUUUGUAUGUUGAUUUCAUUUUUAGACGCAAUGCACAAGACCUGAUCUUGCGUCAUUCAGAUUCAAC
Messenger RNA from Phragmites australis (common reed), 673 nucleotides. RefSeq lists its product as uncharacterized. The coding region runs from base 1 to 477 and encodes 158 amino acids. The record is from RefSeq and is a predicted model, not a curated record. The transcript has 2 exons. NCBI's taxonomy places the organism in Eukaryota, Viridiplantae, Streptophyta, Magnoliopsida, Poales, Poaceae.